CAGAGCGUGGCUGUCUCGCGGCCUUCCGUCGCUGAUACAACUUUUACAUACAUUUUCAUAAAUUCAUAAUGGGCCUCAUGAAUAGGAGUGAUUUAGAAAACGACACCUACACUUUCUUCGGCCCAAUUGACAUAGCUAUAUACGGUGAUGAAAACAAUUACGACGAAUCAUUUACUUUUAAAAUAACAGUGAGUGUUGUACUUUGUAUUUUCAUGGUGUUAAGUAUCAUCGGAAACGUGUGUACAUUAGCGGUAAUUGCGCGAGAUAAAUCCAUGAGGACGCCUACAAAUUGCUACCUGUGUAAUCUUGCCAUAACGGACCUUAUGAUGGCGUUUUAUGUGCCUACGGAAGUAUACUUUUUUUGGGUACCAGACUUUUAUCCUUUUGGUGAAGUGGGUUGUAGGAUACACUUCAUACUUUGGGAUUGUGUAAGCAACUGCAGUGUACUUACAAUUGUUGCGUUUACAGUGGAACGUUACCUAGUGGUUUCCAGACCGUUUCUUAGGCAAAGACUCACAAUAAAGUCGCGGGUGUAUAAAAUAAUCGCAGUUAUAUGGAUUGUCUGUUGUGUUUUGUGUAUCCCAGAUAUAUUCUACAUUGAUUUGUUGGAGAGGAAGAAAUAUGUGUAUUGUUACUACACAGUGUCGGAUUUGAUGAGAAUUUUCAUUGUUGUGGACAUAUUUGUGUUUUUUGUGGUGCCUAUGUCGAUUAUUUUAGUUUUGUACGUGUUAAUAGCACUGAAGUUGAAAGCGACGCAACGCAAGUUACGAUGUAGUCCUGUUUAUGGGAAACAAGAAAGAGAUAAAGCUGUUAAAAUGCUCGCAGCGGUGGCGGGACUGUUCUUCGUAGGCUGGGCGCCCUACUGCGGGUACAGAAUCAUGGUCAUCACUCCCAAAUACAAGUACGACGACUAUUACAAUGUGAGUAUGGCGUGGCGAGUUCUGUACUACAUGUGCGCAAUCAACGUGUACCUGUCUACAGCUGGUAAUCCCAUCCUCUACAGCCUGAUGUCGCGCAGAUUCCGGACAGCUUUCAAGGACUUCCUCAAGGGGCGUAAUUCAUCGCUACACAGAGGCCAAACACAGACAUCUCUUCAUUCCACAAUGAAUAGCACUUAUUACAAUAGAACAAACACGACAGUAGGAAAUAAAAACUAGAGUUAGAUUAUUAUGUAAGAAAAUACUGAAUUGGAUGCAAUCAAGCUAGUGAGCUGGGGGGUUAAAAUGGCCACAUCGAAGCAAUUCAUCUAAGAAAGCAAUAAGUAUAGCUAUUUGACAGUUGUUUGUAUGGCGCACUUACUUUUAUAAGCGCAAAUUUCUGAUGAUGAAUUGCUUCGAUGUGGCCAUUUUAACCCCCUAAUAUACGUCACAUGGGGUCUUAGUCAAGUUGCACACGAUAACGAAAAACGAUAAUGCAAGCAUAUACAGGGUGCUAGUGACAUCGUAACUAAAACUUUGAGGUGAGAUUCAGACCAUGAUUCUGAGUUGAUAUCAAGUGGAAUUUUCCGUUGCAAAAGUAUGAAACUGAAAAUAAUAAAAAGGAGACUAGAAUUUUCCGACAGGAAAUUCCACUUGUUAUCGACUCAGAAUCAUGGUCUGAAUCAUCCCCCUCAGUAUUCGUUACGGUGUCACUAACACCCAUUAUGUACUUGUAUGGCCACCUGUAAGUACUUUUAUGGGAUGUAAGUGACAUCGUAACGAAUACUGAGAGGGAUGAUUCGGCUCAUUAUUCUGAGUUAGUAUCAAGUUAAAUUAUUUCCAAUACUUUUGCGACGGAAAAUUCCAUUUGAUAUUAACUCAGAAUCAUGGUCUGAAUCAUCCCAAUCAGUACUCGUUACGGUGUCACCAACACACUGUAUUAUUAUUAUUUCACAUUAAGUAACUCCCAUACAUUUUAUUAGAUUUCACUGUCGUUAUUGGUAAUCGUUUGCAACUUUGCUAAAGCCCCCUAAGUCCAAAUCCUAAAGUAUGUAUUUUGGGACACAACUCACCGAGAUACCAUGACCAACUUAAUAUUAAUUAUAUUUGUUUUUAUUUUUUCGUAUUUAUUUUAUUAUAUUUAAAUGUAGGUAUGGUAGUCAAACACUUGGCGACAGUUUGGCAAUGAUGCCAUUUCAUAAAAAUAAAAUAUUAAUUUUCAUUUUUAUAAAUUGUUUGGCGACGUUGCCGGCGACGCGGCCUUGGCGUCUCGGUAAAUAUAAUUAUAAUAAUAUGGCUAUUGUUCACACACAUUUACAGGGAGAGAGUCAUUUAUUUAUUUAUUUAUUUAUGGAUCACUUACAGCUAUGCACAUUAUAACAUUUAGUUAGGACACAAUUAAACAAAGUAAAACAGUACUUAUGUGUAAGCCAAUUACAAAUGAACACAACAUCUAUACUUAUAAUAAAUCUGUAGAGAGGUCAAUUCUGUACAUUAAAUAUUUUUUCAAAAUAACUAUCAGGGGGUGAUAAGUGGUCGAUACUGAUGCCAAAAAUGCAAUCAGUAAAAUUUUUGUCUGUCUGUCUGUAUGUUCCUUAUAGAAACAAAAACUACUGGACGGAUUUUAAUGAAACUUGGUACAAUUAUUCUUCACACUCCUGGACAGGUUAUAGUAUACUUUUCAUCACGCUACAAUCAAUAGGAGCAGAGUAGUGAAGGGAAAUCCUUUUGUAUGAAAAAUCUAAUCUAAACCACUCAAGUUAGACGUUUGAAAUUUGGCAUGCAGGUACCUUAGAUACCGUAGAGGUGCACUAAGAAAGGAAUUCCCGAAAUUCUUACGGGAACGGGAAUUAGCGGGAAAAUCCUUUUGUAUGAAAAAUCUAAACCACUCAAAUUAGACGUUUGAAAUUUGGCAUGCAGGUACCUAAGAUACCGUAGAGGUACACUAAGAAAGGAAUUCCCGAAAUUCCCACGGGAACGGGAAUUAGCGGGAAAAUCCUUUUGUAUGAAAAAUCUAAACCACUCAAGUUAGACGUUUGAAAUUUGGCAUGCAGAUACCUUAGGUACCGUAGAGGUGCACUAAGAAAGGAAUUCCCGAAGUUUCCACGAGAACGGGAAUUAGCGGGAAAAUCCUUUUGUAUGAAAAAUCUAAACCACUCAAGUUAGACGUUUGAAAUUUGGCAUGCAGAUACCUUAGGUACCGUAGAGGUGCACUAAGAAAGGAAUUUCCAAAAUUCUCACGGGAACGGGAAUUAGCGGGAAAAUCCUUUUGUAUGAAAAAUCUAAACCAUUCAAGUUAGAUAUUUGAAAUUUGUCAUGCAGGUACCUUAGAUACUGUAGAGGUGUACUAAGAAAGGAAUUCCCGAAAUUCCCACGGGAACGGGAAUUAGCGGGAAAAUCCUUUUGUAUGAAAAAUCUAAACCACUCAAGUUAGACGUUUGAAAUUUGGCAUGCAGAUACCUAAAGUACCGUAGAGGUGCACUAAGAAAGGAAUUCCCGAAAUUCCCACGAGAACGGGAAUUAGCGGGAAAAUCCUUUUGUAUGAAAAAUCUAAACCACUUAAGUUAGACGUUUGAAAUUUGUCAUGCAGGUACCUUAGGUACCGUGGUGGUGCACUAAGAAAGGAAUUCCCGAAAUUCCCACGGGAACGGGAAUUAACGGGAAAAUCCUUUUGUAUGAAAAAUCUAAGCUCUUCAAGUUAGAUGUUUGAAAUUUGGCUCGCAGGUACUUUAGAUACCGUAGAGGUGCAUUAAGAAAGGAAUUCUCGAAAUUCCCAUUGGAACGGGAAUUAGCGGGAAAAUCCUUUUGUAUGAAAAAUCUAAACCACUUAAGUUAGACGUUUGAAAUUUGUCAUGCAGGUACCUUAUGUACCGUGGAGGUGCACUAAGAAAGGAAUUCCCGAAAUUCCCACGGGAACGGGAAUUAACGGGAAAAUCCUUUUGUAUGAAAAAUCUAAGCUCUUCAAGUUAGAUGUUUGAAAUUUGGCUCGCAGGUACUUUAGAUACCGUAGAGGUGCAUUAAGAAAGGAAUUCCCGAAAUUCCCAUUGGAACGGGAAUUAGCGGGAAAAUCCUUUUGUAUGAAAAAUUUAAACCACUCAAGUUAGACGUUUGAAAUUUGGCAAGCAGGUACUUUAGUAAACUUAAAGCUUAGUUGCAACAGGAUAUUACAAAAUUCCCACGGGAACGGUAGUAAGCGGGAAAAAACAGUUGUAUGAAAAAAUCAAAUCUAAAUAAAAGGAGAAACUGACUGACUGAGUGACUGACAUAUCAACGCAUAGCCUGAACGGCUAAACGUAGGCAUUUGAAAUUUGGAAGGGACAUAGCUUAGGUACCGUAGAGGUGCACUAAGAAAGGAAUUUCCGGAAUUCCCACGGGAACGGAAAUUAGCGGGAAAAUCCUUUUGUGUGAAAAAUCUAAACCGCUUAAGUUAGACGCUUGAAAUUUGGCAUGCAGGUACCUUAGUUAACUUAAAGCUUAGUUGCAACAGGAUAUUGCAAAAUUCCCACGGAAACGGGAGUUAGCGGGAAAAAAACAUUUGUAUGAAAAAAUAGAAACCGCGUAAGAUAGAUGUUUUCAAUUCAAUUCAAUAAAUUAUUUAUUGCAUUCCAUGUAGUACAAUGGGGUGUUACAUAGGCAUAGGAACUAAAACAUGGACCCUGUAGGGCACAGCAACGUUGAAGGGAAGAGAGGAAGUGUGUAUUAAAAUUAAAACUCAAUGAACAAUCAAUUAAAAAAAAAAAUUCAAUCAAUUGAUUCAAUCUAGCAUGCAUGCAUACCUUAGUAAUUAUAAAGUUAAUUUUUGGCUGUAUUUUGAAAAAUGGGAGUUAUUGGGAAAAAAAUUGUAUGAAAAAAUCUAAACUGCAUAAGUAUGCACUCCCACACACGCAAAGAUCUCUCUCUUAUAUAAGACGCCACGCGGACGAAGUCGCGGGCAAAAGCUAGUUCAUUAUAAAAAGAAAACAGCAUCUAGUCUGUUGAGGCUAACUUCUCAGCAGCUAAAAUCUCACUAUUAAUAACAUCAAUUAUAUCAUAUUUUUGCCCUAGUUGGUACAAAAAACACAUAACCUAUACUAAUUUUACUAAUUUUUAAUGGAGAUAGUAUCUUGUCAGUUUGCUCUUCAGAGCUCGCUGUGAAUCGGAAAAUACAUAUAUCUAGAUGAAGAGAUUUCGCCUUCAAAUCGUUAUAUGUAGGAUGCACAAGCUCUGGAUAAGGGUUGAUGUAAUCCUAAGUUGGUUCUAUGUCGUGGUAAUGUGAACGUUUUUGUAAGGGAAUGUCGGGGAUAUCUAUAGGGGACAGUUAUAUUGAUAGCGUUAAGAAGCUCAGUACAUUUUAAUUUAUUAUUUAAAAUUUUGUGUAAAAAAGUCAUUAAGGCACUUUAUUAUUACAUAGUAUAUGUGAUUAUAUGUAUAUUUAUGUAAAUAUACAUAUUUCAUAAUAUUUAACUAUCGUAAUAUUUAUUACCUUAUUAUUAUUUUUGAAUAACUAUUAAGUAAGUGAAAUGUUAAAUACUUACCCUAUACGAUGUCGAUACAGGGCGGCGACAGUGAUGACAGUGACAGUGAUCAAUAAUAGCCUGCUCUCUCCUCAAAAGUUGAAAAUAACACGUACUUAAAUAAACAGUUACUAAGGCAAACUAGUCAACAUUUUUUUGGGAUGUUUUCGCAUAGGUAUGUUGUCAUGGGAACGACAUUUGGCCCCGAUUCCUGCAAACACCGCCUAAUUUUAUUUUAAGUAAUAUCCGUCAUUUUCAUAUCCGUCGAAAAGGAAAGGGACGGAUGAUUCACAGCUCUUAAUUUUAGGAAGAAUGAGUAAAUGAAUUUGUCGGGUUAUUGACUGAUGUAAAAUUUUUAGACGGUUGGUUUAGAUUUGUGCUUAAAAUUGACGUGUGUUCCAUAAAUUUUAUGCUUGUCAAUUACCCGUCCCUUUCCUUUUCGGCGGAUAAGAAAAUGACAGAUAUAACUUAAAAUAAAAUUAGAUGGUAUUUACAGGAAUUAGCACCAUUGAAUGUACAAAGAAAGAGGGCUUUAAUGUGUGCUUUGAGUAUUGUUGAUAAAUGUCGAAAUAAAUUACAAAUGGAAUGAAUAGA
Molecule: messenger RNA, 6004 nt
Organism: Pectinophora gossypiella (pink bollworm)
Lineage: Eukaryota; Metazoa; Arthropoda; Insecta; Lepidoptera; Gelechiidae
Gene: NGR-A2
Product: pyrokinin-1 receptor-like
Exons: 5
Coding region: 69-1157 (362 amino acids)
Biological process (GO): neuropeptide signaling pathway
Cellular component (GO): plasma membrane
Molecular function (GO): neuropeptide receptor activity
Source: RefSeq, a predicted model, not a curated record